Molecule: messenger RNA, 726 nt
Organism: Myotis davidii
Lineage: Eukaryota; Metazoa; Chordata; Mammalia; Chiroptera; Vespertilionidae
Product: olfactory receptor 10AG1
Exons: 2
Coding region: 1-726 (241 amino acids)
Biological process (GO): G protein-coupled receptor signaling pathway
Cellular component (GO): membrane
Molecular function (GO): G protein-coupled receptor activity; olfactory receptor activity
Source: RefSeq, a predicted model, not a curated record
AUGGCUACUUCCUACUUAGGAACAGCCAGCGUGAAGCUAGCAAGAAUUGUAGAGUCACCAAAUCUCAUUUCUUUGCUUGAUUGUGCUACACAGAUGUGUUUUGUUUAUAUACUCGGAGGCUCAGAGUGUCUCCUCCUGACCGUGAUGGCCUAUGACCGCUAUGUGGCCAUUUGUAACCCUCUGCACUACCCUCUAGUCAUGAACCACAAGGUCUGUGUCCAGCUGGUGACUGCCUCCUGGGUCAGUGGAGUGCCAGUCAUGGUGGGCCAAACAUGCCAGGUUUUAUCUCUGCCCUUUUGUGGGUCUAACACAAUUAACCAUUUCUUCUGUGACAUCCCGCCACUACUCAGGAUAGCUUGUAAGGACACAUUUGUGAACGAGAUAGCGGUCUAUGUAGUUGCAGUGGUAUUUAUCAUGGUUCCAUUUCUGUUGAUUGUUGUCUCCUAUGCCAAAAUUAUUUCCAGCAUUCUGAAAUUGACUUCAGCCAGAGGGAGAGCGAAAGCCUUCUCCACCUGUUCAUCUCACCUGAUUGUUGUAGUCUUAUUCUAUGGAACGGGUACUAUCGCUUACUUACAGCCCAAAUCAAAUCAAUCUGAAGGAACUUCGAAACUGAUCUCCCUUUUUUACACCAUUUUGAUCCCAACAUUGAACCCCAUUAUAUAUACUCUGAGGAACAAAGACAUCGCGAUGGCACUGAAAAAUCUAGCAACUAAGUUCUUACGAUGA